This is a messenger RNA of Macrosiphum euphorbiae (potato aphid), 1317 nucleotides long. NCBI's taxonomy places the organism in Eukaryota, Metazoa, Arthropoda, Insecta, Hemiptera, Aphididae. The record is from the annotation of a GenBank genome assembly.
AUGAUACGAGUGGAAGAAAGUCGUAUAAAAUCAUAUUUAACUAUGUACAAAUUUCCUGAAAAUACAAAAAAAGAAAUUAUAAAAACAUUAAAUUAUUAUCAUGGACUCAUUUGUAAUUUUGAGACUUUUUUGUUUUCAAAUAGAAUUGAAAAGAAAUUAGUUAAUUUGAGUGGUACUGUUCCUGUUACAUUUAAAGGUACCACUUAUCACAUUCCAAUUUGUAUUUGGCUAAUGGAUACACAUCCAAAUAAUGCACCAAUUUGUUAUGUGAAACCUACACCGGAAAUGCGAAUUAAAAUGUCAAUGUAUGUUGAUCACAACGGUAAAAUUUACUUACCAUAUUUACACAACUGGACUCCGACUACGUCCAAUCUUCUUGAUUUAAUUGGAAUAAUGACGGCAACUUUCUCAGAAACACCACCUGUAUAUUCAAUUAAUAGAACUGAACAACCAGUAAACCCUGGUUAUCCUACUCAAAUGUCAUAUGGCGGAACUGGUUCAAACGUGAUGUUGCCAUAUUCUUCAAUACCAACACAAUCUACUGCUACUUCUAAUCCUUCCACAGCGUACCAUGGAAGUUCUAAUACUCCUUAUCCUUUGUAUAAUAAUCAGUUCCCGACACCUCCUUAUCCAACAGGUUCAGCAAAUACAUCAAAUUUUCCUCCCUAUACUCCACCAUACACAACACAAAAUUCUUCUCAAAACUGUCCAUACCCUCAGCAACCUGCACAAAUCAGACCAGAAUAUCCUCCUUACCCAUCAACUACUAGUAAUUUGCCUAAUCCUUCUACAGGGUUGAAUGAUGGUGGUACAAUAACAGAAGAACAUAUCAAAGCCUCUUUGUUAUCUGCUAUUGAAGAUAAAGUACGAAGACGCUUCAACGAACAAAUGGCCCAGAAUAAAGCCGAAUUAGAUAUAUUGCAACAUUCUCAACGAGAAUUAUCACAAGGAAAAAAUAAAUUAGACUCUAUUCUGACAAGUCUCAAUAAAGAAAAGUCUGAAUUAGAACAAAACAUUCAAGUAUUGCGUGAUAAAGAAAUAGAACUUGAAAUGGCUAUAUCCAAGUUAUCCAAAGAAGAUAAUAUUGAUAUUGAUGAUGCUGUAACAACAACUGCGCCUCUUUAUAAACAAAUAUUGAAUUCAUUUGCUGAAGAAGCCGCUACCGAAGAUGCAAUUUAUUAUAUGGGAGAAGCACUAAGAAGAGGAGUGAUUGAUCUAGAAGUAUUUCUGAAACAAGUACGUUCACUGUCCCGAAAACAAUUUAUGUUACGGGCUUUGAUGCAACGAUGCAGGCAUAAGGCUGGUCUAGUGGCUUAA